Sorex fumeus (smoky shrew) is the source of this 2130-nucleotide messenger RNA. RefSeq names its product NDRG family member 2 (gene NDRG2). Bases 335 to 1450 code for a protein of 371 amino acids. NCBI's taxonomy places the organism in Eukaryota, Metazoa, Chordata, Mammalia, Eulipotyphla, Soricidae. The record is from RefSeq and is a predicted model, not a curated record. The transcript has 18 exons. Gene Ontology annotation, biological process: signal transduction. Gene Ontology annotation, cellular component: cytoplasm.
GGUCCGGGGCGGGUCUGCGGGGCGCCGGCGGCCCGUGGGCAGCUGGGGGCGGGCCGGGGGCGGGUCUGCGGGGAGCCCAGGCCCGGGAGGGCCGAGCGUCAAAGGCAAGUGAAGGUGGCAGCGGCGGCGGCGGCAGCAGGCCAGGCCCGGCCCCAUACCCACCCACAGGCGGCAGCGCGCACAUCCAGCCCAUAUUGAUUGUAGCUGAAGUUCUGAGAAAAAACUAUUCACUGGACUCAGGGAUCCAGGUUGCCAAGGACUCCAGAGGCAGGAGAAGUGAGAACCCUGACCCCUAACCUGCUGCAUUGAGCCAAUAGGAGCCCAGUAGGCCACCAUGGCGGAGCUACAGGAGGUGCAGAUCACCGAGGAGAAGCCGCUGUUGCCAGGGCAGACAGUCGAGGUGGCCAAGGAGGCUGAGUUAGCUGCCCGAAUCCUCUUGGACCAGGGACAGACACAUUCUGUGGAGACACCUUAUGGCUCUGUCACAUUUACUGUUUUUGGAACCCCCAAACCGAAACGCCCAGCAAUAGUCACCUACCAUGAUGUAGGACUCAACUAUAAAUCUUGCUUCCAGCCGCUGUUUCGAUUUGGGGAUAUGCAGGAAAUCAUUCAGAACUUCGUGCGGGUUCAUGUGGAUGCUCCUGGAAUGGAAGAUGGGGCUCCUGUGUUCCCUUUGGGGUACCAGUACCCAUCUCUGGACCAGCUUGCUGACAUGAUCCCUUGCAUCCUUCAAUACUUAAAUUUCUCCACAAUCAUUGGAGUUGGUGUUGGAGCUGGUGCUUACAUCCUGUCACGAUACGCUCUUAACCACCCAGAUACUGUUGAGGGCCUCGUCCUCAUCAACAUUGACCCCAAUGCCAAGGGUUGGAUGGAUUGGGCAGCCCACAAGCUAACAGGUCUCACCUCCUCCAUCCCGGAGAUGAUCCUUGGACAUCUUUUCAGUCAGGAAGAGCUGUCUGGAAACUCUGAAUUGAUACAAAAAUAUAGAAAUACCAUCACACAGGCUCCCAACCUGGAGAACAUUGAACUGUAUUGGAACAGCUAUAACAACCGCCGAGACCUGAAUUUAGAGCGCGGAGGUGAUACCACUUUCAAGUGCCCUGUGAUGCUGGUGGUAGGAGACCAAGCACCCCACGAAGAUGCAGUGGUGGAAUGUAACUCAAAACUGGACCCUACGCAGACUUCUUUCCUUAAGAUGGCCGACUCUGGAGGUCAACCCCAGCUGACUCAGCCAGGCAAGCUGACUGAAGCCUUCAAGUAUUUCCUGCAGGGCAUGGGCUACAUGGCAUCAUCCUGCAUGACUCGCCUGUCCAGAUCACGCACAGCCUCUCUGACCAGUGCGGCAUCAUUUGAUGGCAACCGGUCCCGCUCUCGCACUCUGUCCCAGAGUAGCGAGUCUGGGACGAUGCCUUCAGGGCCCCCAGGGCACACCAUGGAGGUCUCCUGUUGAAAGGCCCUUGUUGCCCUAGUGUGGGACCUGGCCCUCGCCUCCCCCAGCGCUAACCUGGGAGGUGCAUAGGGCAUCGGGCCAGAGUGAGCAAGGGAAGACAGGCAGAUCAUGUGGGAGAUGAUCUUGAUCUUUGAUUGCUACCCUAACCUUGACCUUUAACCUGUGAUUCCCCUCAGCUCCUGGGAGAGAUGGCCUAACAUCUCUUAGGGACCCAGACCCCUACAUUUCCCUAGCCCUCAUUUUGGUGUUAAGGUGGAGAGGGCAUAUAGACCUUCUCCCUGAUCUCGGUGUCCAUAGAGGAGGAGAGAGAGUUGUCUAUGGCAUCUCUACCAGAUUCUUCCCUCUUUAUUUCAGAUUCCAGAGGUAGGGAGAUUUGGGGUGGGAGCUGCAUUCACCCAAUCUGAGAUGGUAUCUCCUACACCCAUCAGAGCUUUUGGAAAGGUGUGGGUCAAAUGAAUGUGUGUGAGGGGAGACUUGCUGGUAGGUCAGUGGUCCUCAUGAUGGGACGGAAUCCUCCCGUGUGUGAAAUGAAGUCAGAAUGGGAGGAGAUGGGCUAUGAACACACAAAAAGAAAGGAUUGGAACUGGGACAGUAGGAAGGGGCCUGGGGCCAAUGGCUGCACUAACCUUGGUAGCUGUCUAGACAGUGUGUGUCCAGAGUGGGGGGGGGGGGAGGGAGCC